Porites lobata is the source of this 9449-nucleotide messenger RNA. The record is from the annotation of a GenBank genome assembly. NCBI's taxonomy places the organism in Eukaryota, Metazoa, Cnidaria, Anthozoa, Scleractinia, Poritidae.
AGCAACUGAUAGUCAGCCGAAGCCAAAAGAAUGUUUGUGGAGUUGAAUUCCCUGAUAAACGUCAGUGAAAAAGAUCCCCCCAAGGUAUAUUUACGUUCAUAAAGUUCAUUUUUAUCCCUUUCAAACCGCGAUCAUAUGUAGAACAAUGCUAAGCUACCGAAUAUUUGGCCACAAAUGUUUUAUGCAUGUGCUCCUUAGCUCCUGGCCGAAGGAAGGGUAGGGGAGGGGAACUCCUUUGUGAAAGAGACAGUUAUGUCCAUCGUCUUGCUUAGGGGUGCAAAAUGCAGUCUUUGGUCUCAGUGAAAUCAACUGUACCUUUAAUUCAUGCUGGAGUUCCUCCCACCCCAUGCUCAGCAAGCAAGAUGCUCUAUGUUUGAUGCCAUCAAGUUAGUAUUUGCAGCUAUUUCCAGAGCAAAAGCAAACUAAGUGACCUGCUGUCACAUUUUGUACCUACAUGAUGGCAGGUACAAAAUGCAAAUCACAGGUCACAGGUCAAAAGUUUAGGUUAUCUGAGUAUAUUGAUGGCUAGAACAGUGACCUGCACUUGCGACCUGUGUUUUGUACUUGCCACUUUCAUGAUAUGGAUUGGCCACUGAGAUGUCGCCCCAUGUAAGUACUCCCCAUAAUGAUUACAAGUAGGGACUGAAAAAGAAGAUGGGGGCUUUUUGGUACCCCAGACUUUGGAUAAAUUAGACGGAAUGAAGUAGCAGCAUGGGUGAGGCUUAUUAUAUGCGCUGCCAGGCAACUAGCCUCCCACGCAGGCGUUUUUAGGGGAGCUCAUAUUUCGUCCCUCCCCACAAACGCCUGCUCAACAGAGGACAACAUUCCUUUCCCAUUGCCACAUUCGUGUGGUAAGUGACCAAUCAACGAUUUUUAAAUUAAGUGUUGACAGGCUAAACAUGACUCGUAAGCUCGAGAUAGUGAAAAAACGUGACCCAGAACGUGACCCUAGAGUUACCUUUUCCUUCCUUUCUUUCCUUCGCUAAGGUUAUGCAGUGCACGGAGAAUAUAUUCUAAAAUCUGACUGAGUAAAUCUUACUUUUGCCGCUCUGAGACUAACGUUUAUUAGAGGUCGUGAAGGUUUCUCAAAGUUUCACGCAGGUCACGUAAUUAUCAGGCUACUCUGCGGUCAAGGUCAACUUUCCAGAAUUUGGAAAGUACAACGUGAUUGGCUAAGGGUGGGAAAGGAAUGUUGUCUUCUGUUGAGCAGGCAUUUGUGGGGAGGGAAGAAAUACGAGCUCCCCUAAAAACGCCUGCGUGGGAGGCUACCAGGCAACUGGCCAACACCAAUGCAAUACGUACACCACUGUAAAGGCAACCUGAAAUUCCACCACCCCAAAGGGUACCACAUGUAGCACAAAUGUCAACAAAUGUAAUAUAAAUGUUGUAGUUAGUUUUUAAAUUUUACUUUUUUUUUUUUUUUAUAUUGUUUUUGGGUAUGGAAUGUAUGCUAAUGAAUUUUAAAACAUUGAAGGAAAAACAAAAAUUAACUGAAAUAAAAAAAUUAACUAAAACAUAAACAUUCACUUUUCUAGGAAUAGCUGUCAAUGUCAUUUUUCUUUUCACAGAGGAAAUUUAUACUACUGUCAGACUCACAGAAUGAUGGAAGCUUCAUUAUCCAUCACUUUUUAGCACUCUACAUCAAAGGUAAAGAUGAUUUGAGCAUAGCUCAGACUUAUCUCAUAAGACAUCCUCAUAAAGAGUUGUUAGUGACCAAGAUCCUAUGAUUUAACCCUUAUAAGGUUGCUGUUGCUUAUUUUUCAUCAUUAUGUUGAGUGGCAUGGUCUGAGAUAAAUUAGUUAUGCGAUGCUAGCGCUUUCUCGUGGUUUACUAUCAAUAUCUCACUCAUGACUUGAUUUUUCUUUUCAUACACACAAGUCAUCUGUUUUUCAGGUGGUUUUAGAGUAUUUUUUGUUGCAUUGGUCCAGUCCUUCUCUCAUUACAACAACGUUGCACAGAAAUUAGUAAGUACUAAAUUUAAUGCAAUGGAAGGCUCUCUUAAUAAACACUACUUGGUCAUAAUUUUAAAUUACCUGUACAUUUGUACAAAAAUGUUCCAUUUAGGUAUUAAGGUCAGAGAGGCCUAAACAGUAAACUAUCUCAAGAUUGCUACUGUUUCUUUCAGUGAACAAUGGCAAACAAUAGUAGUGCAUGUAACUCAUCAAUUUUAUUUUUAUACAUUGUACUCACUAUCUAUCCUCUCAUUGGAGCCUACAGUUAAUUUUGGAAAUCAGUGCAACCUACAGAUUAGUUCUCCAAAAGUUAACUGCUAGCAGAUAACUGACUAAUCUGUAGGUUGUGCACACAAUGCAUGAUUUUCAAGGGCAAUGUCAAAUUGGUUCUGUGCAACAGUGUAUUUGCCGUUAUCUAAUAAUUUCAAGUGAUUUAUAAUAAAACAAUUUAGAUUCGGGUUUGGUGAUAAAGGGAAUAAUCAAAGUCUUGGUAAGUGUUUUCAGCCUCAGCCUUCAGCUGAUAACACUUAACCUUGACCUUGAUUAUUCUGGAUAUCUCAAAAACCUCAUCCAAGAACUGUAUAUUAUUUUUUUUAGUCAAAGCUCACAAGAACAAACAAUAGUAGUCAAGUCGUUGAAUUCUGUCUACAUGUGUUGUGUUGCUUCAAGGGGAUUUUCCUGUUUUCUUCCAAGGGUGUUAAUCUCAGAAGUGCAUGCGAGAAUGGUAAAGUGACAUAUAUAGAUGGCGUGAAGCUUUUAGCUAAGGCUUUGGCAGAUGGAGAUGAAGAAGAUUCCUUAGAGCAAAGUACAGCAGACUCAUGUUCUGGUGACAACAACCCAUUUGCAAAUCUCAGGUACAUUGUAAACCUGUAAAAGAUAAUAGGGAGUUUAAGUAGUGAUGUUUUUGAGCGACGUACGUCAACCGGAAGUGAGCCUUUUUCUCUUUUAACAUGUCUUGAUACUACCAAAUUUGUAUUGCUACAUGUAAGUGUCUUUGUUCUUAUAGAGACGAUUUGCUCAAAAAUUUAUUCAUAAUCAUGGCUCAACAGUGCGAAAAGUCCUCUUCCGGUUCGUGUGCAUUGCUCAAAAACGUCACGGCUUAAACUCCCUAAUCAGAGCCACGGGGGAAAUUUGUUCCAAGUGUAAUGCCCUUGUUGCAGCCUCGUGUCAUCUUUGGCUGCAUGGUGAUUUAGAGCACUAUCCAGGGCUGUUACGCCACAGUAUCCAGAGGUCUGUGGCGUCUUACUGUUGCUAUUGGGUGACAAGGAAAUCUUAGCUUUCUUCAUAGAAAUCCUACACGUAUGCUGGGCACCCUGGAUUUCACAGGUCAGAGCACUAGGCUUCCUUUUUCUUGUAACCAGCAUUUUUCUGGACAAAGGAAGAACCUGCAUUUUUAUUUUAACUUUAAAAGAUCCUGAGUAUUGUUCUGGAUGAAUCUAAGAAACCCCACUCUACAGUCAAGUGCUUUACAACCCCCAACCAUUACCCCCACUUAAAGGAGCUUUGUUACCAGUAAGUUUAUUUUAAAACACUCUGCAUAAAUGAUUGUUGGUAGCAUGUAAUCCACAUAGGAAGUAAGAGUAUUUAUAAAACCCAGUUAUUACAGAGACCCAGUUAGCUGUUGACAAGAAUGGCGAAGUUACCAACAAACAAAUCUCACUUGUACAUGGUCAAAAUGGAACUCUAAUCCAGGCCAGCUUGCAUAAGGCCAUUUUUGAGUUGCCCCAAGUCCCUGUUUCAAAGCAAGGCUAUGUGCAAAGCCAGUAAUAUUUUUUUUUUGUAGUUUUUAUUCUCAUGUAAAUAAAACUCAUUUUCACCAGACAGGUUUUACACUUAGCCUCGUUUUGAAAGUGAGAGGUUUUGGACCUCUCAACCCUUUAAGUCCCAAUGGUGAUUAAAAUCAAUUUUCUCCUAACGAUAUCCAUACAUUGUCAAGAGAUAAGGCUAUAUGAACAAAUAAAAUGAUCACCAAAGGGAACAUGCUUUCAUCUUUUAUCAAAUUCUCGCAACUCAUUCUUUAAGGAAAUGUAUGGAGAUCAGUUUGGAGAAUUUGUAUGUGGAUAUUGGGGCUUAAAGGGUUAAACCAAAGACCACUAGGGAUGUAAGAGCAUGCUGCCUCCUUGUCCUUAAAGUGUCCAUCACCUAAAAUUUUAUAUUUUCUUAUCUGAAACUAUACCUUAUUAAAAUAACUUCUGCGAAAAAAUUUUGCGGUGCGAACGAAACGCGAUUUUUUUACCAAUUUUUAAGUCUACAUUUUUGCGGUACACCCACGCUGCUGAUCAUGCAAACUAGCAGGCUCACAUAUGACGUCAUGUGACGUAAAUUAAGGAACUCGCAUUACCCAGCGGUACACAAAAGAGAUAAAUUACAAGUAAGGAUUGAAUCACAAUGUCUUCGCAAGAAGAAAGUUUUUCUGAAAAAGAAAAACCUAUCAGAACUCUUAAUGUUUUCCUGUCGAUAAGGUCACGUGUUCCUUAAAGUACGUCAUAUGACGCCAUACUCCGAGAGAAGACUAAGACGAAUGGUGUGCAAAAAUGGUGGCAAAUUUGAACGUUUUUAAAAAAUUAUAAAAAAAUCGUCUUUGGUUCAAAUCGCAAAUUUUUUUCGCAGAAGUUAUUUUAAUAAGGUGUAGUUUCAGAUAAGAAAAUAAUAAAUUUUAGGUAAUGGGCACUUUAAGAAUAAUAUUAUUAUUUGGUAAAUGCUUUUUUUUUAAUUAUUUGUUAUUGUUUUUCAGGAAUGCUAGUUUUACCCUUCAGCCACUCUACAACAGAAUCAAGUCCACCUUUGAAAAUGAAAGAGAGCCUUGUCUGUUAGUCAUUGAUGACCUGUCUUGUCUUCUCUCCAUUGGAAUACAUGUUCAAAAUGUUAUUGAUUUCGCGCAUUACUGUUAUUCUUUGAUGUGCUGCUCUACAACCAUGGUAGGUUUUAAACUUAAAGGGCCGGUUAUUUAAACGGAGUUUAACCAGUGUUUAAUAAAACCGCGUUCUAAGUCAUUUUCAGUUUGCCCAACGCUUUUAUCUAAACACCAUUUGUUGUGAACAGUUUCUUGACUAGAAAAGCACUUAUCUUCUUAAGUUAACGUUUGAGCAACCAGGACCAGGGCGAGUUCGGUCGUUUCGAUACAAAGUCGUUUCGCUACGAACUCAAGCAGUGAAAUUGCACAAAAAUUUCGAUCACUUCGAGUGUAGUUUGCGGGUAAACAUGAAAAACAUUUUGGGUGAAUAUUCUUCGUUCUUUAAGCCAGGUACGUGGAACUAUUUACACCUCGACUGGAUAAAGUUAUCGAAACGACCGUAAACCGAACCAGGGAAUAAGAGUUACCGUUACACAUAAUACUGAGUGUUAAUGAUAGAUGAGAUAAUACUGUUCGUUAAUAGCCUGCAGGGCGGGCGUAUUUUGGGUGGGCGAAACCUUGUUCGUGUUCGUAAUAUUGUUGUAGUUGCCAUCUUUGAUUUUAUGACAGUGGAAGAUUGGGGAGAGUAGAAAUAGUAACCCUUACGGUAGGUGCGAGGGCGAAAGAAGGAAAGGGGGAAGGGGGAGGGGAGAAAAAAAUACUCUUUUUUCUCUUCUCUCUCCCGGCCCCCUCCCCGCUCCCUUUGACUCGCCCCAUCUCCUCCUCCCUUCGGGAAGUUUCAACAUGGCGCUUUCGCGAGCCAAUUGCGCGCUCAAAGAAAACGCCUGCACUGCAGGCUAGUUCGUUAAUAGCAUGAUCUAUUGGUUUCACUCCUUUCUAAAGCACCUAAGUGCCAAGUUAGCAAAAGAUAUGAAGCACUACUCGCUUUCAGCUCUUUCUGCACCCUUCCCUAAAGUUGCAGGCCGGGUUUAAUUUAAAGAUGUGGGUAACUUUUUUAAAAAAGUUCCUUGUCAUAUGAUAGAAGUGUCUCACCAAAUAUAAUUGAUGUCUCAAACAACCUCCUCUCGCCUUGACAUUGGUUUGAAAUAAGCUCCCAACUUCACAAUGUUCUUGUGGGACUGGAGCGGUGCAGACGUGUGGUAGCACACGUAUUCUUCUGCCCCCUAGUCCCAAGUUAUUUCAAAAAAUUACCAAAUCGUGGGAGAAGACCUCCUUGUACAAGCCUUUUGGCUUUCUGAGGUCUCCUCAUCACUCACUGUAAGAAGUUGUAGUGAAAAUAAAUAAGUAAAUAAAUAUUAGAUAAAUAAAUGAAUGAAUGAAUGUUCACUGCUUGUCAAUUUUCUCGACGCAAGCUGGCAAGACUGUGCCGUUUUGACACUCACGUCAGUUCACAUGUUCAUAGCUUACAGAGAGUCUAUUUAAAAAGUGGUAAACCUUUAAAAAGUAUUGAGCUAUGAAACCUGUCGAUUUUAGGUCGUUUCGCGUACAAGUCGUUUCGCUAGCGACCGGUUCGCUAACGUCUUAAAUCAUUUCGCUAACGUACAAUGUUUAUAGGCUAGUUCUCUAACUUCUUUUUGCCUUAUCAAUUGCUUAAAGAACAAGGUAUCGGACAUUUUCGUUUUAUUGCUUAGGUAUAUCCAUGUGCAGUGCUCGUUUCGAUUCGUAAGCGAAACUACUUUUAAAGGAAUUUGGGCGGACUGGAUGUUAGCGAAACGACGCGUAGGCGAAACGAUCAGUCCCCGAUCUUGCCAAUUCAUAAACUUCGGGUAGAAUAGGUACAAGCUUUUGUGCAAAGAUUAUUUCCGGGAUCGUGUGAGUUAAACUGAAGCGUUAGUUAUAUGACUGGUCGAUGAUAUCCAAGGGCCAGAAUCUGUACUCCAAAUCUGUUGCUGAGUUGGUCCAAAGUUGAUUAUCUUUUGACGAGUUUCUUAUUCUUUCACUUCUUAGUUAAAUGGGUGCUUUGUCACAUUAGUACACAAUGACAGUGAUGUGGAAGACGAGGAGUCACUGUUGCUAUGGAAACAACUGUGUCACUAUUCACACAUGGAACUUCAUGUCAGAGGACUUAGCAGUGGUUACUGCAAAGACGUUCAUGGUCAGGUUGGUGAUCAGUACUUUCUUGUUUCUCACUAGGCGUCUUCACAAUUUUUGCUUACUAGCUACUGGAUCUUAAAUGAUCAAGUUUUUAAGUACUGAAUGUUGAAGUCGUUAGUAAUUCAUAACGUUUAAGUUAUUCUGAUUUUUUAUAAAUCCGUGCUUUUUUUAAUAUCAUUGUAGAUUGGAUUCCCUUUUUUGCCAAUGUAUUCACUUCCGUUUUUAACAUCUCUCAAUUUUUUUAAUCUUUAGAAUUUUUAAGAACCUUUUAUUAUAAUCACUGUUUGUAAAUAGGCUUUUUUAUCGCGAUUAACGUAAUUCUAUAGAUCUAAAUUUUGUUUUUAGAGGGCCACUAGGGAGGGAGAAUACUAGAAUUCUUAGAUCUUUUAUUAUAAUUACUAUUAUUUUGUAAAUAGGCUUUUUAUCAUGAUUGUCAGGAGUGUAAUUUAUUAUUAUUAAUUUUGUUUUUAGAGGGCCGCUGGGGAGAAUACUUCAUAGUAAUUGGUGUCACCCUCUUAAAAUAAAGGUUAUUAUUAUCGAGACGACAGUGCAAAUGACUGCCAUAAAGGAGGUUUUAAAAAAGCGAAAUUAUGAUAAUUCACGGUAUUGGCUUCUUUCCUUCUGCGGUUGGCUCUGUAAACUUAGUUGCGGAGGAUCCACGGAGAAGAAGUAGCCUACACCAAAUUUAGUAGCUUAAGUUGCUCUUAGCUGAUCGUGGCUGUAGCUUCUCUCGUGCUCUCCAAAAUUGUCACCAUAUACCUGCGAUAUGCGCACACUAGACAUGAACCAAUUCUUCUCUUCGGCGAGAAACCUUUUCAUUGUUCGACGUCGUGUGAUCCCGGUGACCAAUGGCAGCACGCUGUUGGCGAAAAUAUUCCUACCAGCCAUCUGUAAUCUUCAAGCCGCCAGAAACCAAAGUGUAAGUUCGUCGGAAAUUCAUUCUUAGCAUCUGUCACCGGAAUUUUUAUCAGGUGCAAUACACAGAGAAAUAAAGUGCAAACGCAGUGCGUGAAAUUAAUCUCGGUCUUUGAGACGAAGCAAGUGCAAUAAAUAACCAACGUAUCCGUUCUUUAUGCCUUAAUAAGACGAAAGAAGCGCGAUACGUUUGGAAGAUAUCUAGGUUUUGAAGCCUUGGUGAGACGAAACAGACGCGAUAAAUGUAUUAUAGUAUGUUUGGAUGUUGUUGAGCAUGACAAAAUUUUGGGAGAGAUGACUUUUCGGGCAGGUUGAGCGUAAACCCAGGCAUAAUACAAAUCCUGUUAAUUAUUGGUGAUGCACAGCAGGGCUCAAAAUAACGGCCGGUCAACGGACAAUGUCCGGCCUGAUCGUGCACUUGACCGGUCAAACUCUCAUCUUGCCGGUCAUUAUUGGAUGGGAACCUUUUAAAAUAUUUUCCAUACAGUUGCCGCUUUAAUGCGUUUUGCUCUAUAACACUGUAAUCAUUUCUUUUUUCUUUGCCUUUUUUUCCAUGCUUUGCACUAAAACUUUUGAAGAAAACGAAUGCCGCAUUAAAUUCCAUGUUGUCAUGUAAUGAAACGCGACAAAGCGAAAUUAUACAUAAGUAAUUAGACAUAAUUUCUUUAUGUCGAACGUGAAUCUCGUUUGCAAACUCGAUUGCAGAAUUGCCUGAUAAAGAUUUUAAGCUCUUAAUCGAAAAGGAACGUCGCCUAUCUACGCGCUUAAAAUCCUCCUUCUUGUAAACAGCUUUAUGCAAAUUUCUGUAGAUGUUUAUAAUGAGCCCUUCGCGAUAAAGUGUUGCUCGAUGUACGACCCAAACGAAAGCUCUGCUGUAUAUUUAUUGACUUCUGAUGAUAAAUACGCUGUUUGUGGAAUGGAUUUCUCGCCAGAAUCAACUUCAUUGCCGUAAAUGUUUAGUGGAGGAGACUUUCGAUCACCUGCCGGGCAACGAAAACGAUCAACUUUCACCGAUAUGCAGCUAUGGGACUUGCAGACUUGUUACACCGCAGUACGAUGAUACUCAAAGUCAAAGUAUAUAUAAACGGACCUGAAAGUGGGGGAAAACCCCGGAGAGGAACUCAACAACUUGUGAAUGAAUUUCACCAACUUGCCGCGAAAAACCUGAACGUCAAUGCAGUACAACGAUCUAUUGCUAGCGUAAUUUGACAUUCCAUACAAGGCAAAAAAAAUAUAUUGUAUUCAUUAUUUGAGCGGCCAAAAUCCGGGUUUGUCCGGCCAAAAAAUUAUUUGGCCGGUCAACAUGCCCGGCGACCUACUGUCCGUUAUUUUGAGCCCUGCACAGGGGCUGUGCGCUCCUGUAUUGGUUGUGGCCGAAUUCAUAAACUCAUUUUUGAUUGUUUUAUUGUGCACACAAGGCCAAACCCACUGAUAAAAAUGGGUACAUGAUCUUCUAAACAUCGCGUAGAUGUGGCAAGGUCCUAACUGACCGUCGCACUUUCGUUUUCUUGCAGCUUACCAUAACACAACGAGACCAGCACAGAACGAAACACAAUACAAGAAAUUUACAGUUCAAGAUUUUGGAGAAAAACGUGACAUUUUUUGCUCCUGGAAUGUCGAAAGCUGUUUUAUGA